Molecule: messenger RNA, 435 nt
Organism: Caenorhabditis bovis
Lineage: Eukaryota; Metazoa; Nematoda; Chromadorea; Rhabditida; Rhabditidae
Source: the annotation of a GenBank genome assembly
AUGGCAUUCAAAACAAAAUUGAUCGGCGAUCGAAGCGGUUCUCGUUAUUUCAACGCGUCCGAAUUUUCUUUGCCAUUUCUGAAGAGCUAUCAGAUUUCGUCUGGAUUUGAAGAGAAUCGAUUCAAGUAUAUCAUACAACCGGAUGAAACGCGGAUUUACGAUUUCGAUCGUUCAACAAUUAUUGACGAGGAAAUUGGAUAUGUGAAGCAGUAUUCCAAAAAUAUUGGAGAAUACACCAAUGAAUACACUUUAAAUGAAAUUGCUUUGAAAUUGGAAUACGCGGUUUUCAAUCGGCUCAACUACACAUACAAUACUGAAGAUGCCGAUUGUUUUCUUAAACAAAAUGCCUAUAUGGGAAUCGGAUUACGAUCAGCGCCAUGCUACAAAAAACUGAUUGAGGAGAAGUCGGAAUUAAUUUUAAUCUCGACUAAUUAA